Messenger RNA from Cottoperca gobio, 2881 nucleotides. It is a transcript of the gene pkp1b, whose product is annotated as plakophilin 1b. The record is from RefSeq and is a predicted model, not a curated record. Lineage: Eukaryota; Metazoa; Chordata; Actinopteri; Perciformes; Bovichtidae. Gene Ontology annotation, cellular component: plasma membrane; nucleus; cytoplasm. The transcript has 13 exons. Gene Ontology annotation, molecular function: protein binding. The coding region runs from base 148 to 2343 and encodes 731 amino acids. Gene Ontology annotation, biological process: cell-cell adhesion.
UGUAUGGGCGCGGUCUCGUGCUGCAGGUCAGGGCAAGGUGCGUUAUCAUUACCUCUGACAAACACCGACACUCUGCAGCGGACCGGCUUCCUGAACGAGCCUCCUCUGGAUGUUGUUGGCGCUGCCACCCCGGAAAGUUAAAGAAAAAUGACAAGUCUGCAUCCACUGAAAUCUGUGAUUUCCAUCGGGAAUGCGAACGACACGUCGCUGGCGCUGCCGUCCCCUGACCGGUGCCGGUCGGGCCAACAGCGCGUCCUGGAACAAGUGCAGACUAUCAGGAGGAGCAAGUCCAAAUCCAGGCUGUCCAACAGAACAGGAUCUACUUCUUUAUCUCCAACAUCUCCUACAUAUGACUCUGUGUUCUUUGAGCCUUCAAAGUCACAGUCCAGCGCGUCUAAUGGAGGCAUCUUCUUCGAGAAUGGCUUUUCUAAAUCUGUUGGCAAAGAGAAAAGCAUCAACCGGCAUUCAGUUAACAUCAAUCAGGGAACCAGUGUGAACAGGAACACAGGUUCUACCUAUCAAUAUGAGAGGGGUUACAGCCUCGGCUCCAUGGCGGUCGGUCCAAACAACACCAGCUACAGCGAGCCUGAUAUGGCCUGGCAUCGCUCCGUGCCAAAACGCUCUGCUCCUUCGCAGAGACUCCCGUCCAACAAUGUGUCCUACAGACAAGAGAGGGCCUCCACUCAGUUCAUGACGAGCGCCACGUCCCAGCAUUUUCCUCAGCCUCAGGUCGCUAUGAAUGGCACACUAGGUCUGACCAAAACAAGCAACCAGUUCAUCUGCAGCCAAGGUGAAGUGACCAAAAGUCUCUCGAAGCCUCCGGUUAUUGAGACUGCUGUGAAGAUAAGAGGAAAUUCUGGGUCAAAUGAGAACAGUGGAGUUGCUGAUAUCAGUAUGAAGGAAGCUGUUGAGUAUCUUUCCAAUGAGGAUGCGACGUACCAGCAUUGUGGCGCUUCCUACAUACAGCACAACACUUUCAUUGACAACACUAAAGAGGAGGUGUUGAAGCUCAAUGGGAUUCAACCCUUGGUGGAUCUGCUGCACAGCUCCAGUUCACAAGUCAACGAGACGGCCUCGGCUGCCCUCCGUAACCUGUCCUUUAAAAGCAACAACAACAAGGAGCAGAUACAUCGCUCGGGUGGCAUCACGGAGACUGUGGCUCUGCUCAAAGACACAGACUCUGUGGAGACACAGAAACAGCUGACAGGUCUCCUGUGGAAUUUGUCCUCUGUAGACAGCCUGAAGCCGGACCUGCUGAAGAGUGCGCUGCCUGUCUUAAUGGAGCGCGUGAUCCUGCCUUACACCACAGGUCCCGACCGGACCAACAGCAGCACCCAGGACGCCGAGGUCUUCUUUAACACCACGGGAUGUCUAAGAAACUUAAGCAGUACGAAACAAAGCAACAGACAGUCGAUGAGAAAGUGUCGCGGUCUGGUCGACUCUUUGGUUCGUUAUGUUAGAGACUGCGUGGAAGCAGGAAACCCAGACGAUAAGUCUGUAGAAAACUGCGUGUGCAUCCUGCACAACCUGACGUUCCAGCUGGAGGCCGAGGCUCCGGCUCUGUUCAGCAGGAUCACAGCGCUGGUCAAGACUGUCAACAGGUCCCACAGCCCGAGCGACGGCGGCCCCAUCAGCUGCUUCAGUCCCCAGAGCAAAUCGUCUGAACUCGAGCAGAGCUUUGACUUCCCAGUCGUUGAGGAUCCACAACCUAAUGGGGCCGGUUGGCUGAUCCACUCAAAAACUCUGCAGGACUACCUGUCUUUGCUUAGCACUAGCCAGCGAGAAGAAACGCAGGAAGCCUGUUGUGGAGCCCUGCAGAACCUCACUGCACAAGAAGGCAUUGUUUCCGGUGUAAUGAGCCAGAUCAUUGUGCAGAAACUGAAUGGCCUGCAAGUUAUCGCUCCUCUUUUAAAAUCAAACAAAAUCGAAAUGCAGAGGAACACAGUGGCUUUGGUAGGAAACCUGACCAAGAACCCAAACCUGCACAGCGCCUUAGCUCAUAAAGCCCUCCCAGAGCUGCUGGGCAUCCUCAGCGCAGGCACCAAGGAAGGAAAUGAGUCUGAUGACACACUGUCCAUGGCCUGCCUGACCUCCAACUGCCUGUUUAAGAACAAACCUGAGAUGGGAAAGCACCUGUUAAACGACAACCUGAUUAACUCUCUGAACCAUCUCAGCAAAAACACACAUUUCCCCAAAUCCAGCAAAGCCGCAGCUCUGCUCCUUCACAACCUGUGGUCAGAAAAAGAUUUACAGAGCUUCCUGAAAAAGCAAGGGAUGACUAAGUCUUCAUUUGUGAAUGACAUCACAGCGGCGGCACAUAAAUCAGUUCAAGUUGUUGCUUGACGCGACAGCUUGGACCGAUUUCCUGAAAGAGAUUUGACGGAGUAACUCACCUGAAGGUCCUCCGCACAUCCGCCAGACGUAAAUGCACUGAGGCUGAGCAGUGUCCUUUCUCACUUCACAAAGUCUUACAGAUUGUUUUAAUACAUGCAUAAUGUUUCUAUGAACGUAUGAUAGCCCUGUAAAUGCUGUAAGGUUACUUUUUCUUGGUAGGUGAAGGUUUAACAUGCAACCAACAAGCUAGUUUUUGUAUCUGCUUUCAAAUGCUAAUGUAGUUGUGUGUAUGUGCCUGCACAGUGAGCUCGCUUUAUUAGAUAAUAACACAAGGGGUAAGAUUUUAUUUUUGCACGCAGAUUGCUGUUUUAACAUCAUGCUACAACAUUGUAAAAAAAAAAAAGUAAUUUUGUGUCAAUAGCGACACUGUCUUAAGCAGUGAUUUCAUAAAGACUUAAGCUUUUGUUGGUGGUGUAACCAUCUGUUUUUUAUAAAUGUAAGUGUGAUCUUGUGUAAUAAAUAAAGCUGUCAGACAUAUAGUCUUCAA